CUUGCCUUUUUCCGUUCACAUAUUGUGGGUCUGUGUUUAACAGUUCUUGUACUUUUACCUACACUCACCACCCAUGUUAUCACCAGGUCACUACAUCUCAAGUCUGUGUCCUGUGGUCUCUGCCUGGUCAUCGCCAGCUUGGGCUCUUCCGAAAGGCUGGUGUGUUACUUUAACAGCUUGGCCGAAGAUAGAGCAGACGCCGGGAAGUUCACGAUUGAGGAUAUCGAUCCGAACAAAUGUACCCAUCUGAUCUACGCCUUCUCUGACAUCAAUGAUUUCAAUGAGCUGGUCCCCACUAAAACAGCAGAGAUAUUUCGUUAUCAAGUGUUUAAUGAGCUCAAAACCAGAAAUCCUUCACUCAAAACCCUGUUGGCUGUUGGUGGUCCAACCUUUAACAAAGAAAAAUUCACUACGAUGGUGUCAACCACACAAAAGAGAACAACAUUCAUCCAGUCUGCUGUUUCACUACUGAGAGUAUUUCAGUUUGAUGGGUUAAACCUGGACUGGAUGUACCCUGUGGGAGCAGGAGGCAACCCAGACAACAAGCAGAAAUUUACACUGCUAUGCAAGGAGCUCAAUGCUGCCUUUGAGACUGAAGGGAAGAAACAUAACCGUGACCGAUUAAUCCUCACAGCAAGUGUCUCUGCUGAGAGAGAGGUUAUUGAUGCCAGUUAUGAAGUCAAAAACAUUACCAAGGACCUGGACUUCCUCAAUGUGCUGACGUAUGACUUUCAUGGCCCCUGGGAAAAUGUCACAGGACAUCACAGCCCCUUAUUCAGGGGAUCCCACGAUACUGGAGAAAAAAUCUACUAUAAUACUGACUCUGCCAUGCAGUAUUGGGUGGACAAGGGAGCACCUGCACAAUUGCUAAAUUUGGGACUAGCUGCAUAUGGGCGAGCUUUUUCCCUCUCCUCUGCAUCCAGUGAUGUUGGAGCUCCAGCCAAUGGCACUGGUGAAGAAGGCUGUUACACUGGUGAAGAAGGAUUCUGGGCCUAUUAUGAGACUUGCCUUUAUACUGAAGGGGAGCUGGUCCAAAGGAUUGCUGAUCAGAAAGUUCCAUAUGCCAUCACAGAAAACCAGUGGGUUGGAUUUGAUGACACACGCAGCAUUAGUACAAAGAAAUAUUUUCCUAUUCAUCCUCUCAGGUUCCUCAACCUCCACUACCACAGCCUCAACUACAAUGACAACAACUCCUGUUACCACAGCUCCAUCUACAAUGAUAACAACUCCUGUUACCACAGCUCCAUCUACAAUGACAACAAAUCCUGUUACCACAGCCUCAACUACAAUGACAACAACUACUCCCACUACCACCACAACUACUCCAUCUACCACGAACACAACUCCAACAACUACUCCAGCUACGACAACAACUCCAACUACCACAAUUCCAACUACUACAACCACAGCUCCUGUCACUACAACUCCCACAACUCCACCUACAAUGACAACAACUUCUGCUACCACAGCCUCAACUACAAUGACAACAACUACUCCCACUACCACCACAACAACUCCAACUACUACAACCACAGCUCCUGCCACCACAACUCCCACAAGCACUACCACCACAACUACUCCAACUACCAAAACUCCAACUACCACAACUCCAAGUACUACAACCACAACUCCCAUUACCACUACCACCACAACUACUCCAACUACAACUACCACAACCCCAACUACUACAACCACCACUCCCAAAACCCUCCACCUACAAUGACAACAACUCCUGCUACCACAGCCUCAACUACAAUGACAACAACUCCUGCUACCACAACCUCAACUACAAUGACAACUACUCCCACUACCACCACAAAUACUCCAUCUACCACGAACACAAUUCCAACAACUACUCCAGCUACGACAACAACUCCAACUACCACAACUCCAACUACUUCAACCACAGCUCCUGCCACCACAACUCCCACAUCCACUACCACCACAACUACUCCAACAACAACUACCACAACCCCAACUACUACAACCACAACUCCCACUACCAAACCGACUACCACGACCGCAACUCCCACUACCACCACAACUACUCCAUCUACCACGACCACAACUCCAACAACUACUGCUGCGACGACAACAACAACUCCAACUACCACAACCACAACUUCCACAACCACUACCACCACAACUACUCCAACUACAACUACCACAACUCCAACUAGUACAACCACAACUCCCACUACCACAACAACAACUCCUACUACCACAACUCCCACAACAACUACUCCUACUACCACAAUUCCCACAACCACUACCACCACAAGUACUCCAACAACAACUACCACAACUCCAACUACUCCAACCACCACUCCCAUAACCGCUACCACCACAACUACUCCAACUACUACAACCACAACUCCCACUACCACAACAACUCCUACUACCACAAAUACUCCAACUCCAACUCCCACUACCACAACAACAACUUCUACUACCACAAACCCCACAACCACUACAUCUUCUCCAACUACUAUAACCUCAACACCCACAACCACUACCUCCACAACUACUCCAACUACAACUACCACAACUCCAACUAGUACAACCACAACUCCCACUACCACAACAACAACUCCAACUACCACAACCACAACUUCCACAACCACUACCACCACAACUACUCCAACUACAACUACCACAACUCCAACUAGUACAACCACAACUCCCACUACCACAACAACAACUCCUACUACCACAACUCCCACAACAACUACUCCUACUACCACAAUUCCCACAACCACUACCACCACAAGUACUCCAACAACAACUACCACAACUCCAACUACUCCAACCACCACUCCCAUAACCGCUACCACCACAACUACUCCAACUACUACAACCACAACUCCCACUACCACAACAACUCCUACUACCACAAAUACUCCAACUCCAACUCCCACUACCACAACAACAACUUCUACUACCACAAACCCCACAACCACUACAUCUUCUCCAACUACUAUAACCUCAACACCCACAACCACUACCUCCACAACUACUCCAACUACAACUACCACAACUCCAACUAGUACAACCACAACUCCCACUACCACAACAACAACUCCUACUACCACAACUCCCACAACAACUAAUCCAACUACCACUACCACAACAACUCCUACUACCACAACUCCCACAACCACUACCACCACAAAUACUCCAACUCCCACUACCACAACAACAACUCCUACUACCACAACCCCCACAACCACUACCACCACAUCUUCUCCAACUACUAUAACCACAACUCCCACAACCACUACCACCACAUCUACUCCAACUACCACUACCACAACUCCAACUACCACUACUACUACUACUACCACAAGCCCAACUACCACAACCCCAACAACCACUGCAACAACUCCAUCCACCAAAACACCUACUCCAACUACCACUACCCCAACCAAAAUAACGACUCCAACUACCACUACACCAACUCCAACUACCACAACACCUACUCCAACUACCACAACACCUACUCUAACUAUCACUACCACAACCCCAACCAUAAUAACUACUCCAACUCCAACUAUUCCAACUACCACAACCCCAACUACCACCACAACAACUCAAACUACCACAACACCUACUCCAACUACCACUACCACAACCCCAACCACAAUAACUAAAACUAUUCCAACUACCACAACCCCAACAACCACUACAACAACUCCAACAACCACAACACCUACUCCAACUACCACUACCACAACCCCAACUACCACUACAACAACAUCAACCACCACAACACCUACUCCAACUACCACUACCACAACCCCAACUACCACAACAACAACACCAACCACCACUACAACUACUCCAACUACCACUACCACAACACUAACAACCACUACAACAACUCCAACGACCACAACAGCUAAUCCAACUACAAGUACCACAACCCCAACCCCAACUACCACUACAAUACCACCAACCACCACUACAACUACUCCAACUACCACAACAGCUACUCCAACUACAAGUACCACAACCCCAACUACCACCACAACAACUACUCCAACUACCACUACCACAACCCCAACCACAAUAACUACUCCAACCACAAUAACUACUCCAACUACAAGUACUCCAACUACCACUAUCACAACCCCAACUACCACUACAACAACUCCAACUACCACAACACCUACUCCAACUACCACUACACCAACCACAAUAACUACUCCAACUGCCACAACCCCAACUACCAUUACAACAACUCCAACUACCAAUACCACAACCUCAACUACCACUACAACAACUCCAACGACCACAACAGCUACUCCAACUACAAGUACCACAACCCCAACUACCACGACAACAACUACAACUACCACUACCACAACCCCAACUACCACUACAACAACUCCAACUACCACAACACCUACUCCAACUACCACUACCCCAACCACAAUAACGACUCCAACUACCACUAACACAACCCCAACUACCACUACAACAACUCCAACUACCACAACAACUACUCCAGCUGCCACUUCCCCAACCAAAAUAACUACUACAACUACAACUACUCCAACUACCACUACCACAACCCCAACUACAACUACCACUACAACAACUCCAACCAUCACAACAACUACUCCAACUACCACUAUCACAACCCCAACCACAAUAACUACUCCAACUCCAACUACUCCGACUAUCACUACCACAACCACCACAACCCCAACAACCACUACAACAACUCCAACGACCAUAACAGCUACCACAACCACCACUACCACAACCCCAACUACCACCACAACAACUCAAACUACCACAACACCUACUCCAACUACCACUACCACAACCCCAACCACAAUAACUACAACUAUUCCAACUACCACAACCCCAACAACCACUACAACAACUCCAACAACCACAACACCUACUCCAACUACCACUACCACAACCCCAACUACCACUACAACAACACCAACCACCAGUACAUCUACUCCAGCUACCACUACCACAACCCCAACAACCACUACAACAACUCCAACGACCACAACAGCUACUCCAACUACAAGUACCACAACCCCAACCCCAACUACCACUACAAUAACACCAACCACCACUACAACUACUCCAACUACCACUACCACAACCCCAACUACCACUACCACAACCCCAACAACCACUACAACAACUCCAACGACCACAACAGCUACUCCAACUACAAGUACCACAACCCCAACUACCACCACAACAACUACUCCAACUACCACUACCACAACUACUCCAACUACAACUAUUCCAACUACCACAACCCAAACUACCACAACCCCAACAACCACUACAACAACUCCAACCACCACAACACCUACUCCAACUACCAUUACCACAACCCCAACCACAAUAACUACUCCAACUACUCCAACUACCACUACCACAACCCCAACAACCACUACAACAACUCCAACGACAACAACAACUACUCUAACUACAAGUACCACAACCCCGACUACCACUACAACAACACCAACCACCACAACAACUACUCCAACUACCACUACCACAACCCCAACAACAAUACCUACUCCAACCACAAUAACUACUCCAACUACCAAUACCACAACCCCAACUACAACUACCACAACCCCAACCACCACUACAACAACUCCAACCACCACAACAACUACUCCAACUACCACGUUCACAAUCCCAAGCACAAUAACUACUCCAACUCCAACUACUCCCUCUACCACAACAACUACUCAUACUCCCACUACAAAAACUUCCAGCACAACUCCCACUAGUACAACUCCUACUACUACAAUUCGUGUUCUAGUUGCCUGUAAUGGAAAGACGAAGGGGUUCUUUUCCAAUCCGUCAGACAAAACUACUUAUUACGACUGUUCAGGACCAGUGCUCCUAAACUGUCCACCUGGACAGGAAUUCAACCAAGGAAUCAGCGCAUGCAAAUGA
Messenger RNA from Pleuronectes platessa (European plaice), 5949 nucleotides. Its product is annotated as mucin-2-like. The record is from RefSeq and is a predicted model, not a curated record. NCBI's taxonomy places the organism in Eukaryota, Metazoa, Chordata, Actinopteri, Pleuronectiformes, Pleuronectidae. The annotation marks the transcript as partial. The transcript has 18 exons. Gene Ontology annotation, molecular function: chitin binding. Gene Ontology annotation, biological process: carbohydrate metabolic process.